GAUAAUAACACGAAACAAAUUACUUCAAUAGAACAGUAAUGAACUUUGAGCAACUUUGCUCUGAUACACACCAGUUUAAAAAAAAUACUGAAUUGUACUGUUAUUUAAAAGUUUAGCAAAUAGUACUAGACCACAAUGCAUUGCAAAAUACAGAAAAUAAACAUAUUAAAUAAAUACAGAAAACUACUGUUGAAAAUUGUCAUUAAAUUAACAGCAGUGCAAAAUAUUUCUCAGAGUACAUUGUUUUCUGCUUUAUUGGAAAACAGUACAUUACUGUUGGAAAGUGCAUUGUAUAUUACAGUUUACACAAUGCACUUUGGGCUUCAUAAACAGGAAGCUGCAACACUUCAAAGGUUUUGUGGUUUCUCGUGGAAAAUAGAAAAGUAAAUAAAAUAUAAUAUCUUUUAAUAAGCACAAAAAUGGUCUUCUAGACAAUGGUCCAUAAAAUUGUUAUUCUGAUGAACAUUUUUUAAUAUGAAUAAUACACCACAUAAAGCCCUCACAUGAAGUGCUGUAGAUGCUGAUUAGAGAGUGUUCUUUUGAAACAUAACUGCAGAAUUUCAUAAAAAGUGUGGAAACUGAAUUAACAGCCAGAAUAUCUACAUAGAAAGCACACAGUCUAAUAUGUUCAGGUUGGAAAGUAACUCUAGCAGGCUAAUUCUUUUACAUUAAAUCUGAUAAUUUGUAUGCCACUUUUUAAUAUACAGAAAGCAGGUAAGAAUUUGGCAGAUGCAGCUAUGGUUUAAGCCUCAAUGCUAUUUCAGGGUUGGCCUGAAGUUUCACUUUUGUUUCUGUGACUUGCAGAGCAUUUACAUUUGCAUGCCUUGUUCAGACUGCAGACAUAUGUUUAGCAGCGUAUAUAACACUCCAUUUGGAAAUAAUGUCACAAGCAAAAGAAAAAAUUCAUAGGAGUGGCCCACCACUUACUGUUGAGCAGCUGAAGCAAAUAGAGCAGAAGAGACAUGAAGCUUUAAGAAGACUUGCUGCUCGCAAUGAUCCCAUGCCCAUUGGAGAGAGCUGGCACAACCACAUUCGGACUGAAUUCACCAAACCUUACUUCACUAAGCUGAUGUCUUUUGUUGCUGACGAGAGGAAACAUUUCACUGUUUAUCCAAGUAAAGAGAAUGUCUUCUUUUGGACAAAUGUGUGUGCAUUUGAGGCUGUGAAAGUGGUUAUCCUUGGCCAAGAUCCAUAUCCGAGACAAAGUCAAGCUCAUGGUCUGUGCUUCAGUGUACUGAGGCCUUCGCCACCACCUCCAAGCUUGGAAAAUAUAUUCACCGAGCUUGCAAUAGAUAUCAAGGACUUUCAACACCCUGGCCAUGGGGACCUGACAGGAUGGGCUAAACAAGGUGUUCUGCUUCUGAACUCUGUUCUGACUGUGAGAAGCAGAGAGCCAGCAUCCCACCAAGGCCAGGGAUGGGAGGAGUUCACUGAUGCAGUGGUUCAGAGCCUAAGUAGGAAUUUAAAAGGCCUGGUCUUCCUACUGUGGGGAUCAUAUGCUCAGAGGAAAGGCAAAUUCAUUAAUUGGUCAGAUCACCACGUUCUUGAGACAAGCCAUCCAUCACCAUACUCUGCUCACAUGGGCUUUUUUGGAUGCAGACACUUCUCAAAGACUAACAUCUUACUUAGGGCAUCUGGAAAAACACCAAUUGAUUGGAAUGCACUGUGACUAGAAAAUAUUUUAAAAUGCUGCCAUGCGCUUUUAAAUCUAAUGUUGUAUGAUAUUAGAUAUGUAGUCCUUCAACACGCAUGAAAUAUUCAUUCUCUGCAGUGCUACACUGUUGUCUAGAAAAGCAUUUAUUAAAAAAACAGUGUUUUGAGUUCCUUAAGGUUUAAAUAUAAACAUAGCUUUAUUCCUUUGCACCAUAUCUAUGGCAAGUUUAAACUUUUUAAAAUACACUCCUGAACAAAAUCUUAAGACCAGGGAAAAUAAUAGAAGCAUUCACACUUCGCACUUCAAAAUGCCAAAAGAAGAAACGUGAACAAGAAACAAAAAAUAUAGAGUUGUCAAUUUAUUGAAAACUGCAUUUAAACUCAAACAGGGUGGUCAUCAGCUGAUCAAAAGUUUAAGACCAUGGCCUUAAAAAGUUAAAAUCUGUGCAAAAAUAUGGCUUUAAUUUAAUUGUCCUUCACACAGUCAUGAUUUCCUGAUAAUAAAAGCAAAAAUUUGUUUUUUAAUGUGGUAGGAUUGUCGAGUUGCAGAAGCAAGGGCUCUCACAACUUGCCAUUGCUGCCAAGGUUGGACACAGUAAGACAGUCAUUUUAAAUUCCUUAAAUGAUCCUGAGAGUUAUGGGACAAAAAAAUGAAGUGAUAGACCCAAAACAAUUUCAACAGGCCGAUCCUCGACCCAAAUUAAGGCUAUUACUAAUGCUGACCUGCAGCCCAAUAACCAUAAGACGGCAUCUGCAAGAGAAGGACUUAAAGAACAAAAAACCUCUUCAAAAGCCACUUCUCCUCCCACACUACAAACUGUUUAGAAUUUUGCCUGUUUAGAAUUUGCAAGGGAGCACCAAACACGGGUUUUAUUCCCGGAAAAAAAUUUAACCGUGAUGUUCCUGAUGGCUUCCAACGAUACUGGCGUUACAAAGAGAUCCCUCUGGAGAUGUUUCCUACCUGGCACAGGAGAGGAGGCUCCAUCAUGAUCUGGGGUACUUUUUCCUUGAAUGGGAAAAUGGAGCUUCAGGUUGUACAGCGGUGUAAAAUGGCAGCAAUCUAUGUGGACAUCCCUCUUGACUGUGGGCCCUCAUUUGUGUGGUAAUGACUGGGUCUUUCAACAGGACAACACUGCAAUUCACAACCCCCACCUGAAGAAGGACUUCUUCCAGGACAAUAGCAUUGCAAUUCUGGACCAUCCUGAGUCUGCCCCUGACCUAAAUCAAUUCAAUUCAAAUCAAGUUUGAAAUUGAAAAUCCCCUUAAGAAUGUUUGGGGAUGGAUGGCAAGGGAAGUUUACAAAAACGUACAUCAGUUCCAGACUGAGGAUGACCUUUGUGGAGCCAGUUUCACAUGGAACAACGAGUGUUUGAACUUAUCAAGAACGGUGGGGCCACUUUUAGUUCUGUUUUGGGUUUUUUUGGGGGGCAUUUUUUAAACUUUUGCUAUGCUGUUGAUCAACCUGUUUGAGUUUAAAUUCAGUUUUCAAUAAACUGGCAAUCUCUG
Messenger RNA from Tachysurus fulvidraco (yellow catfish), 3159 nucleotides. It is a transcript of the gene ungb, whose product is annotated as uracil DNA glycosylase b. Gene Ontology annotation, molecular function: uracil DNA N-glycosylase activity. Gene Ontology annotation, biological process: base-excision repair, AP site formation via deaminated base removal; base-excision repair. Gene Ontology annotation, cellular component: mitochondrion; nucleus. Bases 881 to 1669 code for a protein of 262 amino acids. Lineage: Eukaryota; Metazoa; Chordata; Actinopteri; Siluriformes; Bagridae. The record is from RefSeq and is a predicted model, not a curated record. The transcript has 7 exons.